Acanthosepion pharaonis is the source of this 705-nucleotide messenger RNA. NCBI's taxonomy places the organism in Eukaryota, Metazoa, Mollusca, Cephalopoda, Sepiida, Sepiidae. The record is from the annotation of a GenBank genome assembly.
AUGCUCGACGCCCAAGCAAAGGAUUCAGAGUCGACCUUUUUUCCUGAUGAAGAAGCUACGAACUCUUUCGGUACGGACUCUGAUAACAAGUCAACGGCCUCCUGUCUUUCUCUUGGUCCCGUAGAACUGAACCAUGUAGUGAGAGCACCUAGACCUUCUUUGAUUACAGAAAGCCAAGAUGACAAUUUCUUGAGUCGCGCUUCUGUAUUCAGAUCAUCAGAGAACCCCAAAAUAUGCCUGUCUCUAACUGGACCUUGUAGAGUGGUUCCUGCCGACAGGUACAAGGCUCGUGAAACAAACUCUCUGCUCAUUUUCGGAAGUUACGAGCCAGUUCCGCUAGUUCUUUUCCCGACAGAAGCCAUGCCAAAAGCCCAAGACACAGUCAUUCAACAAAAUGUUGGAGGUAGCUGGAAAAAUACUAUGCAAAGCUUGCGAAAUUUUUUCUGUUCUUGUUUAUUUCUCUUAAGAAGUUUCAUAAUUACUUUUUCUUUCUUUCUUUCUUUCUUUCUUUCUUUCUUUCUUUUUUCUUUCUUUCUUUCUUUCUUUUCCAAUUUUCUUUCUUUCUUUUGUUCAACCAAUCUUCCUUUAUUUUUUACCUAUCUUACCUUAUCCAUCAUUCUUUCUUUCUUUCUUUCUUUCUUUCUUUCUUUCUUUCUUUCUUUCUUUCUUUCUUUCUCCUGUCCUUCAUCCCUCCGAUUUUCUUAA